Messenger RNA from Ornithodoros turicata, 1448 nucleotides. RefSeq names its product sideroflexin-3-like. Bases 254 to 1210 code for a protein of 318 amino acids. Gene Ontology annotation, cellular component: mitochondrial inner membrane. Gene Ontology annotation, molecular function: monoatomic ion transmembrane transporter activity. The transcript has a single exon. Gene Ontology annotation, biological process: monoatomic ion transport; serine import into mitochondrion. NCBI's taxonomy places the organism in Eukaryota, Metazoa, Arthropoda, Arachnida, Ixodida, Argasidae. The record is from RefSeq and is a predicted model, not a curated record.
GCAAGGCCGUGCGCGUAAUCUUCCUGCCACCACUUGUCUAGUGUUCCGUAGUUGUCGUUGAGAUCACUUUAUACCAAUCAAACCCUAUCAAUCAGGCGACGUCGACCUCAGGCGAGUAAUCUCGCAGACGAUUCCAACGUCAGGCUUCCUUAUCGAUUGUUGACUUAACCGAUAACACCCAGGAGUGCAUCAGUCUCAUUCCACUGCUCGGAGCCUCGGGGUGUCUGUACAAGUAAGCUGAGACGUUUGAGCCAUGCAAAGUCGGAUUAACAUCGACGAACCCCGGUGGGAUCAGAGCACGUACUUGGGACGUGCUCGCCAUUUCUUCACGGUCACCAAUCCCGGCAACCUGUUAUGUACGGGCCAGCAGCUGGAAGAAUCUCGUGACAUCGUUACCCGCUACCGCAAGGGUGAAGACAUUCCUGGCCUCACCGAAGAGAAGUUAUGGCACUCGAAGCACAUCUACGACUCUGCUUUCCAUCCGGACACCGGCGAGAAGGUCACACUUAUAGGCCGCAUGUCAGCGCAAGUACCGAUGAACAUGUCCAUCACCGGAUGCAUGCUAGCCUUCUACAAGACAACUCCGCAAGUGAUCUUUUGGCAGUGGAUUAACCAGUCAUUCAACGCGGUCGUCAACUACUCGAAUCGCAGCGGAGAUUCCCCGAUUCCCGUCUCUCAGUUAGGAAUAUCGUACGUGCUGGCCACGAGCGGAGCACUGGUGACAGCCCUCGGCCUCAACAGCCUGGUGAAGUCAGCACCUCCGCUUCUCGGCCGUUUCGUGCCCUUCUGUGCGGUUGCGGCGGCGAACUGCGUCAACGUCCCGAUGAUGCGGCUCCGGGAGCUCAGGUACGGUAUCCCCGUGUCCGACGAAAACGGCAACAAGGUUGGAGAAUCGAAGGUGGCAGCCAAGUGGGCCAUUGCGAUGGUGGUGCUCUCCAGGAUCGGCAUGGCUGCUCCUGGUAUGACGCUGCCCCCGCUGCUCAUGGACAGGCUGGAGAAGAAAGGCGUUCUGAAAAGGUAUCCCUGGAUCAACGCUCCGUUGCAAGUUGGGCUCUGCGGUCUGCUUUUGGCGUUUGCAACACCCAUGUGUUGUGCACUUUUCCCGCAAAAGAGCAGCAUCCCGGUCUCAUCUCUGGAGCCGGAGAUUCAGGAGGUUCUGAAGAAAUUGCCGAAGCCCCCGACUACGGUGUAUUAUAACAAGGGGCUGUGACAGGGCUUCGAUGCAUAGUAUUUUUCAUUUAAGUGCCGCGCUGAUCGUGAUAUACGUAUACGUGUAUACAAUGCGAAUAAUUAUAUAUGUAAGCAAGCGUGAACCAAAGCUUUUUACUGAGCGCCUUAACUCAUGUUGUACAUAAUUGCGGCACUGUGGAAUGUACAGCAGUUCAAUCCGUUCUAUGCACGGUGUGUGCAUAUCAGUGAUUCUAGCAAUAAAUAUUCUGUUUGCUACA